Molecule: messenger RNA, 1119 nt
Organism: Eufriesea mexicana
Lineage: Eukaryota; Metazoa; Arthropoda; Insecta; Hymenoptera; Apidae
Gene: PQBP1
Product: poly-glutamine tract binding protein 1
Exons: 6
Coding region: 165-1058 (297 amino acids)
Biological process (GO): alternative mRNA splicing, via spliceosome
Cellular component (GO): nuclear body; cytoplasm
Molecular function (GO): protein binding; ribonucleoprotein complex binding
Source: RefSeq, a predicted model, not a curated record
CGUCGCUAAAUGGCAUGAAAUUAUUUAGGUGCUGCUGAUUAGAAUUUAUACUUGUGUAUACAAGAUUUGAAUACGUAAAUUAUUUCGUUCGUAAAUGUUGUAAAUAAUCCUCCAUCAAUAGUAUAAGUGAGAAGAAAGAAGCCAAAACAUAUUAAACUUAUAAAAUGCCAUUACCAGCUGCAUUAGCUGCUCGGCUUGCUAAAAGAGGACUCAUUUCUGGAUCCGAAAAACACGAAUCCACCAAAAAGGAAUCAAGGAAAAAAAUUCAUGAAGAAGUAAUAGCUGAAGAUUAUGACAGUACAAAAGAUGACAUUAACCAAAUUGACAUAUCACAAAAGUUUAUGGGAUAUAGUGGUUGUCCCAAUAAAUAUAAUAUUUAUCACGAAUGCACAAAAAAGUGCAAAGAAUUGUGGGGUCUCGGACAUGUACAACCCUCUGACAAAUAUUUAAAAAAGCAAAUAAGAUUAAUACAAAGGUAUCCUUUGCCAGAAACCUGGAAAGCUGUUUAUGAUCCUGGAUCAGGUCAACAUUAUUAUUGGGAUUGGUCAUCUGAUUUAGUAUCUUGGCUACCACCAGGUCAUCCAAAAUGUCAAAUAUCUCAACCAGCUUCACAAUUAAGAGAAGAGUUGCAUCUUAAAGCCGCAGAUCAAGAUGAUAAUAUGUCAAGCGAUGAUAGUGGUAGUGAACAAGAACCAAUGGAAGUAGAUGAACCAGAUACAAGAAAGGAUAAGAAAUCAGAAAAUAGAUCAAGACAUAAAUCAGUAGAUAAUAAAAGAAGUCAAAGAUCAGAAAGAUCUGAGAGUAAAGAGAAGAAAGACAGGACUUUGGAUCCUAUGGAUCCAGCAUCUUACAGUGAUAUACCACGCGGAAAAUGGUCUGAUGGUUUAGCAAGACACAAUGAAGCUAAAACAGGGGCAGAUACAACUGCUUCAGGACCACUUUAUCAAAUGAGACCAUAUCCUAGUCCAGGUGCAGUUCUCCGAUCAAAUAGAGCUAAUAAAACGGAAUCAGAAUCGUCUAAUAAACCGAAAGUUUCAUGUCCCGAAAAACCAGAAUGAAUACUUCCUCAUUAUAUCUUCAAUGUAUUAUACAAUUUAUUAUACAAGUUUAAUGUAAAUA